GGAAUUGGGAUUGACGUGGGUAUAAAAGGGCUGUCUACUCGUCAUCUUGUCGAGAAUGAAGGAUGCGUUACACUCCCUUCCGGUCAAGCGAAAAUCAGAAUACAAAACCCUAACUUCGCCAAUUGCUUGAGCUUGGCAUUCUUUUCAAUCUAAUUCAUAAUUCUGUAAUCAAUCGAGAGUAAGAAUGGGGGAUGCUUAUUGGAGAUACGGCGACGGCAGGCAGCAGCCGGCGACGCUUCCUCAGGUGGCCAAGCGACCCCGUUCGGACUUUGAGAUGCCGAGCGCCCAUGACGUGCCCAGUUACUAUGCUCGUGAGGAGGAUAGGGCAGGACCCCGUAUCAUUAGAGAUACUGAAUCUGUCAAUGCAUCAUAUGAACGCUACUUGCGCAGCUCGCAGAUUUCAUCAUAUGGCGGUGAAGCUGGAAGAUCUUUGAGUGGUGGACAUCAUCAGGUAGAUGAUCCACGGGGCAUAGCAAUUGGGGGAUCAGACCCAGCAAUGCCUGCAAAACCCCGCUCCAUUGGAAUGGGAGGACGGCCUGAAGUUCCACUCCCUCCUGAUGCUAGCAGCACGUUGUUUGUGGAGGGUUUGCCAGCGAAUUGCACCCGCAGAGAGGUUUCUCAUAUAUUUCGCCCUUUUGUGGGCUAUAAGGAAGUAAGGCUCGUGACUAAGGAGUCGAGACAUCCUGGGGGUGAUCCACUGGUGCUUUGCUUUGUUGAUUUUGAGAGUCCAGCUCACGCGGCCACAGCAAUGGAUGCUCUACAAGGUUACAAAUUUGACGAGCACGACCGUGAUUCAGCGCACUUAAGGCUCCAAUUCGCUCGUUACCCUGGUGCAAGGUCGGGGGGUGGGCAUCGUGGGAAACGUUGAGAUUGUGAUUUGACAGAAAAUGAGAGGAUGCAUCAUUCCUGAAGCUGACCAUAGCACAAGACAUCCUCCCUUUUGCCUUGCAUUUGUCGUGAUCACCGAUUUGUUCAGUUCUGAAAAUAGAUAAUAUGCUAUUGCUGUUUCUGCCUUAACUGUCCUCAAGCUGUCGCACUAUUCUGGUUUUUUAGUGCCUUCUCGUAUUUAUAAGAAGUCAUAGGCACACUGCUUCUAUCGGAUAUUUUGCUGAUGUAGAAAAAGGAAAGAGCAUAUGGAAUCAGAAAUUUCAGCUGGAAAUGAUAGAAUGACUGGGCCACCUGCAGAGGUCAAUUAUGGAUAAUUCUUCACCAUUAGCGAUGCCCAUGGUUGGCUCUUUCGUCAGUUUUAUAGCAAUUGAAACUUGCAUCUGUAUAUCCGUACAGCUUUGGGUGGUGGAUUAAAAUGCGUAAAAGGUGGCCAACUGUUAUCCCAGCUGAGCUUGAACGUUAAAAAAGAAUCUAGCUUAGGUUCUGAAUAGUCUAGUAUUAGUUAGGGUCUAAGUAUGGCAAGCGUUAAUGCUCUGUAAGCUUUACAAAUUUUAAUGGAAGCAACAUAUGUCCUGUGAGAAAAGUGACCUGGUGAGAAACAAUCAUGAAAUUUAAUUUGUUUUCACUUGAUGGCCUAGCUGGAAAUCAUCAAUACAAGCUACACCAAGCAAAACUAAUUUCAGAUAUUUAUAUACGUAUGGAGUUUACUUACCAUUGUUUCAAGUGCAUUUUGGAUAACUAGAUGUCCCAUGCUAAAAAAGAAGUACUUUUGAAUGUCUGAGGAGGUGAAUAGUCCAGUACUAGUUUGGGAUUGCUUGUAGUGCAUGGUUAUUGCCUUUGUGAUGUGGGUUUUUUCUUGUACAUUGCGACCAGACCUGGACCUAGUAAACUUCUGCUCAAGGUCUUUAUGAUAGUUUAUUUUCCAGUGCAUUCUCAUUGCCUCUGCAUAUAUGCAAAGUAUGUUACUUGCUUAGUUAUAGAGGAUUUUGAUUAUGGUUUUUUUAACUGUGGCCUGUGAGCACAAGUUCACCUAGUUGAUUUCUCUUUUGAAAGGCCUUAUUCGAAGUUAUAUUGCUUGUAGUACAGUGUUAUUGCACCUAUAUAUGUGGAGCCUCCCAUUUGGUUGGACAUAUGUUUUCAUGUUUAAUUGUGGCAAAAUUGAUGUAUCCAUCCCCAAUGCUUCCACUAGAGGAAGCAUAGUGAAAUCUGUUAUUGACUCUUUAGAAGAGAAAGCAGAUUAGUAGGGAAG
Sesamum indicum (sesame) is the source of this 2137-nucleotide messenger RNA. RefSeq names its product RNA-binding protein 1. Lineage: Eukaryota; Viridiplantae; Streptophyta; Magnoliopsida; Lamiales; Pedaliaceae. The record is from RefSeq and is a predicted model, not a curated record. Gene Ontology annotation, molecular function: RNA binding.